Messenger RNA from Eutrema salsugineum, 1713 nucleotides. Its product is annotated as serine/threonine-protein kinase HT1. The transcript has 3 exons. The coding region runs from base 378 to 1553 and encodes 391 amino acids. Lineage: Eukaryota; Viridiplantae; Streptophyta; Magnoliopsida; Brassicales; Brassicaceae. Gene Ontology annotation, molecular function: protein kinase activity; ATP binding. The record is from RefSeq and is a predicted model, not a curated record. Gene Ontology annotation, biological process: protein phosphorylation.
GUGUCCUUUUUCCCCGGAAAAUUUCCUCCCUCCUUUGUUAAUUUUCCCGGAAAGCUUCUUAGUUCUACCAAGCAAAAAACAAAAUGAAGUCCAUUUGUUUCCUUUUCUGUUUCUGUUUCCUUCCUAUAAAAGUCUCUUCCUUUUGACAUAAUCCUCUUUCCUUUUCCCUGAUUCUGUUUUGUUUGCCCGAGAAAAUUAAUGAAACCGCGGCUAUAUUCUCGGGAGAUCCUAUCGAACCCAUGUUUUUGAAUCAGUUCAUGCACUUCCUGAAAUCUAUUCAUACUUUCAGAAGGAAAACCCCAGUUUAGCAAAAAACCCUAGAUCCUCUGUUUUCAAGCCCUACCUUGUGAUCUAAGAAAACUCUCCUCUGAUUCACCAUGUCUGGUUCAUGUUUCAACCCGUUUCGUCUCAGGCGAUCUCUGAGAUCCAAAUUCCCUCCAGAGCCUUCCCUCCCGGCCUUAUCCGCUAACCCGUCUUCCUCCAAAACCAACCGGUACGCAGAAAGUGAGACGAUGGAGAAGAAGAGAUUCGACAGUAUGGAAUCUUGGUCGAUGAUCCUAGAGUCAGAGAACGUGGAGACAUGGGAAGCUUCUAAAGGAGAAAGAGAAGAAUGGACCGCAGAUCUUUCCCAGCUCUUUAUCGGAAACAAAUUCGCUUCCGGAGCACACAGCCGGAUUUACAGAGGGAUCUACAAACAGAGAGCCGUCGCUGUGAAGAUGGUUAGGAUUCCGACACAUAAGGAAGAGACAAGGGCUAAGCUCGAACAACAGUUUAAGUCUGAGGUUGCUCUGCUUUCCCGUCUCUUUCACCCUAACAUCGUUCAGUUCAUUGCUGCGUGCAAGAAACCGCCGGUAUAUUGCAUAAUAACAGAGUACAUGUCGCAAGGUAAUCUUCGAAUGUACCUUAACAAGAAAGAGCCUUACUCGCUCUCGAUCGAGACCGUGCUGAGGUUGGCUCUAGACAUCUCAAGAGGAAUGGAGUAUCUUCACUCACAGGGUGUUAUCCACAGAGACCUGAAAUCCAACAAUUUACUAUUGAAUGACGAGAUGAGAGUGAAAGUCGCAGACUUUGGGACUUCUUGUCUUGAGACCCAAUGCAGAGAGGCCAAGGGUAAUAUGGGAACUUAUCGAUGGAUGGCUCCAGAGAUGAUCAAAGAGAAGCCUUACACUAGAAAAGUCGAUGUUUAUAGCUUCGGCAUCGUUCUAUGGGAACUCACCACUGCCUUGCUUCCGUUCCAAGGCAUGACUCCCGUGCAAGCCGCUUUUGCAGUCGCUGAAAAGAACGAGAGACCGCCAUUGCCGGCGAGCUGCCAGCCAGCGCUAGCUCACCUGAUCAAGAGAUGUUGGUCGGAAAACCCUUCGAAGCGGCCAGACUUCUCAAACAUAGUGGCGAUUCUAGAGAAGUACGACGAGUGUGUCAAAGAAGGACUUCCUUUGACGUCACACGCAAGCCUCACGAAGACAAAGAACGCGAUUUUAGAUCGCCUUAAAGGCUGCGUUUCAUCCAUCAGCUCACCAUCUUCUUCUUCCUCAUCUGUUCCUGUAAAUGCCUAGUGGUUCAAAAGUUGUUUAAGUACCAUAACCUUCUCUCUCGUUCUAAAUGUUAAUAUUCUUUUGUUUCAUAAGUUAUUUAAUUGUAAUUUGCAUCUACGCGAUGUUAUGAUUUGAUAUAUACGUAUAUAGGCUAAUUAAUUUGUAUGUUUUAGAAUGUUUA